Molecule: messenger RNA, 1110 nt
Organism: Schistosoma rodhaini
Lineage: Eukaryota; Metazoa; Platyhelminthes; Trematoda; Strigeidida; Schistosomatidae
Source: the annotation of a GenBank genome assembly
AUGUAUAGAUUCAGUUUUCCUCUACUACUGCGAAAUUAUGGUAGUGGGACCAAGCAGUCAGUUUUUCCAAAUAGAUUGAAGGUAUUAAGAUCCAAGCUAGUCCUAGGAACAUGCGGUGUAGUGUGUGGAUAUGUUGGGUUUUUGCUGCUUACAGAUAGUGAAGAUACACCAGAAUACUAUCCUCGUCAUAUAGCUGCUGCACUUUGUCGGCACAUUCCACUGAACAGUUUGUCUAAAUUUUGGGGUCGGUUGGCUGAAUGUCAUAUCCCAGUAUUCUUAAGACCUAUAAUCUACCAUUCCUACUCGCAAUUGUUCCGUUGUGAUUUAAGCGAAGUUGAAAAUCCUGACUUAAAAAGCUAUACGUGUCUAUCAGAUUUUUUUAUCCGAAAGAUUGCUACAGAUAAACGUCCUAUUCAUUAUUCGGCGUCAUUAGUUAGUCCUGUUGAUGGUGAAGUACUCCAUUGUGGUCCGAUUAAUUCAAAAAAUGCUGUUUUAGAACAAAUUAAAGGAAUUCGUUAUUCAUUAGAUGAAUUUCUUGGUCCAAUGGGAAGCAUAGAAAGUUUGAAUGGGAAGAAAUCUGAUCGUACCCUUUAUCAAUGUGUUAUUUAUUUAGCUCCAGGAGAUUACCAUCGAUUUCAUAGUCCUGUUGAAUGGAUUCCUACAGUUAGACGGCAUUUUCCAGGCAGAUUACUUUCAGUACGUCCAAAUAUUGCUGGACGUCUACCAGGUCUAUAUACUAUCAACGAGCGUGUAGUUUAUUUAGGAGAAUGGGAUCAUGGAUUGAUGUCACUUGCAGCAGUUGGUGCAUUCGGUGUUGGUAACAUACACGUAAAUAUCGAUCCAACAUUAAUUACAAAUAAGAAAGAGGAUAAUGCAUUACGUUUUCGUUCUUCAAAUACACAAAUAAUGAUAAAUCAAGAAUACAAAGCACCAUACUUAGAAGCAAUACUUAAUGAUGAUAUAAAACUAAAGAAAGGUGAUGAAUUCGGCUAUUUUCGUUUGGGAUCUACAGUUGUUCUGGUUUUUGAAGCACCUACAAAUAAAAUGAAAUGGUGUGUUAAGCCAGGUCAACGAGUUAAACUUGGUGAACCAAUUAUAAUAGAUUGUUAA